This is a messenger RNA of Arachis duranensis, 955 nucleotides long. Its product is annotated as thioredoxin-like protein YLS8. The transcript has 4 exons. The record is from RefSeq and is a predicted model, not a curated record. Bases 239 to 667 code for a protein of 142 amino acids. Gene Ontology annotation, cellular component: U4/U6 x U5 tri-snRNP complex; U5 snRNP; spliceosomal complex. NCBI's taxonomy places the organism in Eukaryota, Viridiplantae, Streptophyta, Magnoliopsida, Fabales, Fabaceae. Gene Ontology annotation, biological process: mRNA splicing, via spliceosome.
UCGUGAACCACCCCCCGCCCCUCUUCUUCCCCCAAUCAUUCGUGCACUCCCUGGAGACCUCUGAAGCCAAGGAAAACCCUAGCCCUUCUCCCUCUUCCCCGUGUCGUUUUCAUCUUUCUCUUCCCCAGGUAGCUCGGGACGUCGUUUUCAUCUUCGCUGGCUUCUCGGCUCGGAACCCAGCAGUUCUUCUAAGUACUGUACCCCUAUCCGUUGAGGGUUUGUUGAAAGAAGAAAGGAGAUGUCGUACCUGUUGCCGCACUUGCAUUCGGGAUGGGCGGUGGAUCAGGCGAUUCUUGCGGAGGAGGAGCGUCUCGUUGUCAUCCGCUUCGGCCAUGAUUGGGAUGAGACCUGCAUGCAGAUGGAUGAAGUGUUAGCAUCAGUUGCUGAAACAAUAAAAAACUUUGCUGUAAUUUACCUUGUGGACAUCACGGAGGUUCCUGAUUUCAACACCAUGUACGAGCUCUAUGACCCAUCCACAGUGAUGUUCUUCUUUAGGAACAAGCACAUUAUGAUAGACCUGGGCACUGGAAACAACAACAAGAUCAACUGGGCUCUCAAGGACAAGCAAGAGUUCAUCGACAUUAUCGAGACAGUUUACCGAGGGGCAAGGAAGGGCCGUGGUCUCGUGAUUGCCCCCAAAGAUUAUUCAACCAAGUACCGUUACUAAGCCUCACAAGCAAAGAUUGCUGCUUUGUUGUAAUCACCAUAUAUUGUGCAUCAUACCUUUGAUGUUUCUGGAUCUGUAAGACAAUUCCUAUGUUUAAUUUUUCUUCCAAAGUUUGCUUAGCUGCUAUUACCAGCAAUAUAUGGUGUCUUUACUGCUUAGCUGCUUAGUCUGUUUUUAUCAUGUUAGCGUAACAGUGCUCUGCUCUGGUAGCAUGCAACGUGUUAUUUGGCGAAAAUUGCAACAGGUGCUCUUAUUUAUAAAUUAUAAUCUAUGAUUGCAACUUUCUUA